GAAUGCCAGGCAUGCGCUGCGUGUGCCGUGUUGCUUUCCUCUCCGUGUCGCUCACAUCGCCACGCCAUGCUGCUGGGCGCCGCACCAAGCCACGCCAUGCCUGUGUCGUCUUGCAUCUCUGCCUGCGCACCGGGGCUGCCUGCCCACCCACCUCUGCCACCACCGCCACAGCAAGCGCCGCCACGUCAUCAGGUGCCGCCAUGCCGCCAUGACUCACCCUCAUCCGCGCCGUCCUCACGCGCCACCUCGCGUCGCCGCUGCUGCGCCUCGCCCCCCCCCUCUCUCGCCUCUUCAAGUGUGGAGCAUGGCAUGCGGGUCGUGGCGGACUCCACCCCGAGCGCAACGGAACUCUGUGUGGAUUGGAUUCAGCAGACUCACUAACGACCAGCAACACCAUUCCAGCUCAAAAACAACUGCACCUACUCUUCCGCGGCAAGCUUCCUG
Closterium sp. Naga37s-1 is the source of this 444-nucleotide messenger RNA. The record is from the annotation of a GenBank genome assembly. NCBI's taxonomy places the organism in Eukaryota, Viridiplantae, Streptophyta, Zygnematophyceae, Desmidiales, Closteriaceae.